AUGCCAGCGUUUGAUCCAGUGCGCGAUGCUGUCCUCAAUUCACCCGUCGACUCCCCCGGACCCCAUUUUGCCAGAACACCGCUGACAGGAUCUCCACAGCUCGCCCGCAGAGCCACCCAUCUCUCCGUGCUCCUCAACGACGACAACGACCAUCCCCCGCCCCACCCACGCCCCUCAUCUAUACACUCCCUCCUCCAUUCCGACAGCGACGACACACUAGCCAGUUUUGAGCCCAUUCGCCGUUCUUCAAUGGACAUCAACUACAUAUCUCCGCCCACAUCCAGAAGACAAUCCAUCGUUGAAUCUCCCCGCCCUUCUUCGUCCUCGGCCAGAUCCUCCGCCUCGCCGGCGAUCCGACCUCCCAGCAACCUCCCAUACAACCCGACGAAACGCAUAACGAAGGCAGACUCCGUCCUCAUCCCGCUCUCACCCCAGGAGAUGGACAUGUACAAGAACUACCGCGGCCAGGGCGCAGCACGCCUCACGGCCAAACGCAAGCGCGGAGCAAGUCAAGAGCCUGACCCUGUGGAUAUUCGAUCUGCGAAGAGGCAUAUGGGAGAUGUUGGCGUUGUUGUGGAACACUACAACUCACGUCCCGAGAUUGGUGUCGUCCAGCGACAGGACUCACCCAUAAUUGGCCUCAAAAAUUUCAACAAUUGGGUGAAAUCUGUGCUGAUAACGCGCUACGCUCAUCCGGCGCUUGAGACAAGCGCCGUCAGAAGUGAAGGUCGGGGUAGAGCGCGAGGCAAGGUUCUUGAUAUGGGUUGUGGCAAAGGAGGCGACAUAACCAAGUGGGCCAAGGCCUCUGUCAAAGAACUUCUGGCUGCCGACAUCGCUGCUGUGUCUGUCAAUCAAGCGCGGAAUCGGUGGGAAGGGCUGCGAGGUCCUCGCUUCGAUGCCACGUUCGCAGCUCUAGACUGCUAUACAGAACCUCUUUCCAAAGCAUUUGCACCCGCCAAGCUAGCCCAACCUUUCGACGUAGUGUCCAUGCAGUUCUGCAUGCACUAUGCGUUCGAAAGCUUGCAAAAAGCGCGCUGUAUGCUCGACAACGUAAGUCGAUAUCUACGAACAGGUGGAGUCUUCAUUGGUACAAUACCCAACUCUGAACUGCUGCUAGAACACCUAGAUGCUAUCCCCCCAGACUCUAAAGACAUUUCUUUCGGCAACAGUAUCUACAGGAUAACCUUUGAAAGUCGCGACGUGCGACCUAUGUUUGGCCAGAAAUAUUGGUUCUUCCUAAAAGAUGCUGUCGAAAAUGUCCCUGAGUAUAUCGUGCGGUGGGAUAAUUUUGUUCAGCUGGCAGCAGAAUAUGGUCUACACGCCAUCUACAAGGAAGAGUUCCAUCAAGUAUUCUCCGAGAAUCAAGACCACCACGAAUUCAAACCUCUUCUUGUUCGCAUGAAAGUGGUUGACAACGAUGGCGCGAGCGCGAUGGACGAGGAUCAGUGGGAGGCUGCGAACAUUUACAUCGCCUUCGCCUUCGAAAAGCGGUAA
Cyclocybe aegerita is the source of this 1494-nucleotide messenger RNA. The record is from the annotation of a GenBank genome assembly. Lineage: Eukaryota; Fungi; Basidiomycota; Agaricomycetes; Agaricales; Hemipholiotaceae.